Messenger RNA from Staurois parvus, 1941 nucleotides. Lineage: Eukaryota; Metazoa; Chordata; Amphibia; Anura; Ranidae. The record is from the annotation of a GenBank genome assembly.
UAUUCUCAUGCGGUCUCGGAGAAUGGUCAGCAGGUGGAAGAUCCCAUGAAUAUCACAGUCAACGUCCUUGAUCAGAAUGACAACAAACCCCAGUUUACACAGGAAGUAUUCCGGGGGUUUGUGAGGGAAGGUGUCCAGCCAGGUACUCCUGUGAUGAAUGUGACCGCCACGGAUGCUGACGACCCCACAACCGCAAACGCUAUACUUGGCUAUUCCAUUCUAAAGCAAACCCCUGAGGAGCCAGUGCCGGGGAUUUUUACCAUCAACAGCGAGUCUGGGCUGAUCAGCGUCAUUGCAGCUGGAUUGGACCGAGAGAAAGUUCCAGAAUAUACCCUGUUAGUUCAGGCGGCAGAUAUGGAAGGCCAGGGUCUGACAACUACUGCAACAGCUUUAAUCCAGAUCACGGACUCCAAUGAUAACGCACCAGUAUUCGAUCCUGUCAAGUACACGGCCCAGGUGCCAGAAAAUGAAGUGGGCUUCGAGGUUCAACGACUGUCGGUAACGGAUGCGGAUGACAUGAAUUCUCCCGCUUGGCGAGCCGUUUACAAGAUUAGGGGCCCAGAGGCCAGCUUCUUCUCCAUUACCACUGACCCGGAUACCAACGACGGCAUCCUCACUACAGCCAAGGGUUUGGACUUUGAGACCCGGAAGCAGUUUGUGCUGCAGAUCACCGUGGAGAACCAGGACCCGUUCACCGUCCCCUUGCCGACAUCAACAGCCACAGUCACGGUCAACGUGGAGGAUGUGAACGAGGCCCCGUUCUUUGUUCCUGCUGUCAGCCGGCAGGAGGUGUUGGAGAACCUUCCUCGGGGGGAGAAGAUCAUUGCGCUGGUUGCCCAGGACCCCGAUAAGCAGCAAAACCAGAAACUCAGGUACAAAAUUGGGAAUGACCCGGCCAAGUGGGUCUCUGUGAAUGAAGACACCGGCAUCAUCACCAGCAAUGGCAACCUGGAUAGAGAGUCGGAAUAUGUGAAGAAUAACACGUAUAUGAUCAUCCUGAUGGUGAUUGAUGAUGGUAUUCCCUUUGCCACCGGCACCGGUACCCUCAUCUUACAGGUGGGAGAUAUCAAUGACAACGGUCCUGUCCCCAAUCCGCGAUCCUUCGCCAUGUGCAGCAAGAACCCCGAGCCAUAUGAGCUGACAAUCAGCGACGCCGACCUUCCUCCAAACACCGACCCGUAUGACUUGGAGCUGAGCCACGGGUCCGAACUCACCUGGAGGGCCGAGAUGAAAGGAAAAGCAGCUUCGAUGACUCUGGUACCCAAGGAGGAGCUGAAGCCCGGGGAUUACGUUGUGUACGUUCGUUUGUACGACGCUCACAGACUAUCUCAGCUCACCGUGGUGAACGCAACCAUCUGCAACUGCGAGGGGAACACCGUCAGCUGUAGCGACAAAUACAUGGACAGGAGCGAUCUGCCAAUCAUCUUGGUCAUUCUGGGGUCCAUUCUGGCUCUGCUGAUUCUUAUUCUCCUGUUGCUGCUCUUCUUGAGGAGGAAGAAGGUGGUGAAGGAACCCUUACUGCUCCCUGAAGAUGACACCAGGGACAACAUCUUCUACUAUGGAGAGGAGGGUGGUGGGGAGGAAGAUCAGGACUAUGACUUGAGUCAGCUCCACCGAGGCCUAGAUGCUCGACCCGACGUCAUGAGGAACGAUGUGGUUCCUACGUUGAUGCCGGCACCUCAGUACAGACCACGGCCGUCCAACCCUGAUGAGAUCGGGAACUUUAUUGAUGAGAACCUGAUUGCUGCCGAUAACGACCCCACCGCCCCACCCUACGACUCCCUCCUGGUCUUCGACUACGAAGGCAGCGGGUCAGAGGCCGCCUCCCUCAGCUCCCUGAACUCCUCCAAUUCCGACAUUGACCAGGACUAUGACUGCUUGAACAACUGGGGCCCCCGUUUCCGGAAGCUGGCGGAUAUGUAUGGAGGAGAAGACGACUGA